AUGGAGUUUUCUUCUACCUUGAGUUUUUUCUCUCCUGUAAAGCCUCCAUUAAUGGGUACUAGUACUAUUGUUACGCAUAAUAGUGGGAACAGUAGAAGAAAUAUGCGGCCUGUAAUGGAAUCCUCUGCUUUUUCUUACCAGAAAUUCAUUCACUUUGCUCUGGAAGAAACCAAACGCCAUACCCAGCUGGUUCAUUCUCCCUUGCAGGAGAAAUUCAGUCCCUUGACAGCCAUGGAUGGAAAAACUGAGCUUAAACUGCUCUCAUACAAAGCUCCAAAGAUUAGACUCUUCCGCAGUUUGCAUAUUGAAGGGAGUGAAGGAAUGCAGGUUUUUGAUUUUGCGGUGUUCCCAGAAUCAGAAUAUGAUCUGCCUAUAUUUUGUGCUAACUUUUUCACCACUGCUAGCUCCAACAUAGUUGUACUGGAUCUUAACCCUUUGCAUGAUGUCAUUGACCAAAGGGAUUACAAGGAGAAGUACUAUAAGAACUUAAUGCCUCUUGGGCUUCAGUAUGCUGAGCUUUUGCCCUGGGGAGGAAAGCUUACCAGCGAGUCUUUGAGAUUUUUUUCACCAAUAGUUAUGUGGACCAAGUUCCCUUCAAGCCAGCAGAAUCAUGGUGUUCUAUAUUCUGCAUUCAAGGAUUACUACAAGGCCUGGCUUGAGUUAAUGGGCCGAGCAGCAGAAGAGUCUGAUGCUUGUCGAGUUAUUCACAAUCGUGAAGCGCAGCAUAGGUACCUGACGUGGAGAGCAGAAAAGGAUCCAGGUCACCGACUUCUAAAAAGAUUAAUUGGGGAGUCUCUUGCCCAGGAAGUAAUGAGAAACUUCCUCUUCAAUGGAAUUGAUGAGCUAGGAAGCAACACAUUUCUGGAUUACUUUCCGGAGUACAAGCUUGAAGACGGAACUAUAAAUGACAAACGCAGUAUGAUUGGGAAGUCGUUUGAAACCCGACCUUGGGAUAAAAGAGGAGAAUUUGUCGGUGACAAUGUUUGA
Ilex paraguariensis (yerba mate) is the source of this 987-nucleotide messenger RNA. The record is from the annotation of a GenBank genome assembly. Lineage: Eukaryota; Viridiplantae; Streptophyta; Magnoliopsida; Aquifoliales; Aquifoliaceae.